This is a messenger RNA of Marasmius oreades (fairy-ring Marasmius), 847 nucleotides long. RefSeq lists its product as uncharacterized. The record is from RefSeq and is a predicted model, not a curated record. The coding region runs from base 357 to 671 and encodes 104 amino acids. Lineage: Eukaryota; Fungi; Basidiomycota; Agaricomycetes; Agaricales; Marasmiaceae. The transcript is spliced from 3 exons.
AUGUUUGGCUCAAACACCGAGGAAACACGUUUUUUUCGUUAAUCGUCGUCGUCGCUGGAGGCGACGACGAACCAGGCAUUAUAUUAUGCUUCCUUUCAAUUUCGUCGCUACUACCCUGCACAAUCCGCUCAUCUAAUCAACCUCCGAAUAUCUCAAGAAUACCCGAACCCUCAAAUUAUGAAACAUUCACCUCCGCCAGUAAUACCGACAACGACGUGGCUGCCAGCGCUACUCUCCCAUGUACCACUCAUCUCUAUGGCAGCUGGUGCUGUCUUUUUGCAAGUUUUGCGAUCGCUUUGGCCGGAUUCCUACUAUUUCACCAUAAAAUCUCUCACCUAUUGGCAUGGGUCACGCGAAUGACGGGAUCGUCUGGGGGUGCCGUUGCUCAAGAACAAGGGAAGGAAUGCGAGUUUUCGGGAGCCGGUGGGGAUACAAUCAAGAGGUCCCAAAUAUCCUCACAAAUCCCUAGUGCUACGAAGAACUUAGUUCCGGAAGAUGUGCAGCUACGUUGCGAAGAGUGGCUGGGUCAUCUGGAUAGUCCAGAGCAGCACAGUGCCUCAACAGGGAGUCGCAUUAUUCGCAAAGGUGAACUCGUUGCCUGGGCUAAGGAAUUCCGCAAACGUUACCCAACACGCCCUCACUCUCCUCAAACAGCAACGGAGGACCUGUAAACGAGCAGAUUCAACGAUUGGAGUGGAGUUUCAACAGAGGGAAAGGAAGCACAGUCCCUUGUUGACGUUUUUUUCUUGUCUUCUUGCCUUUACAUACAAUAAAAGUAAUAUCUUGUCAGUACAGUAAGAGUACAUGGUCUCAUAGCAAGAGGCUAAUACAAUUCUUUGCUACACUC